Molecule: messenger RNA, 1233 nt
Organism: Anthostomella pinea
Lineage: Eukaryota; Fungi; Ascomycota; Sordariomycetes; Xylariales; Xylariaceae
Source: the annotation of a GenBank genome assembly
AUGGAUCUGAGCGAAGACGAAGAGUCUCGCAGGCUGAGAAGGCGCGAUGCGAAACGCGCGAACAUCGAACAUCUGCUACAAGCACCGAACAACCGCUCAGAGCUGAAGUCGCUGUUGCCUAUUUUCACAGCACAAAGGGUUGAGGGGAUUGUGCGUGACUUUGCCUCUCAUGCGGCCGAAAAUCAGCAACUACUGAAUCGUGUCGACGCACAUGAUGCCUAUCACCAAGAAAUCUCCAAGGAUUUGGAAGGGAUCCACGCCGAUUGCCAGAGUUUGGCUCCGCUGGUCUCGCAAUGCCAGGUGUCGAUUCAAACCCUGGACGCUAGCCUGGAGACCCUCGACAACCGUAUGAGCGAAAAGAGUGCAAACGAUGCCAAGCACGCGGCAGACUUGAAGAGCACCGACAAGGUGGUUCGCACACUCCAUGAACAGGCCGACCAUAUGCAGAAGCAGCUCGACAAAGCCCACCAUGAUCAGGCCAAACUUUUAGAUGCGGCAAAGAUUGCCGACGCAUCUUUAACUCGCUUGGAUGCUAAGUUAGAAGACGCAUCCAGAGAAUUCAACAAGGUCUCCUCAGAGCUGAAGGCUGGAAUGGCACAGACGGCGCGCGAUUACGAGGGGGUGCACAAGUUUUUGCAACGCCUGCUCCCCAUGGAGGAGCAGCUCUUCCAACUCCUGGAUAAGCACGUUAUGUCUGAUGUCUCCACCGUUCCUGAGCCUCCCACUCAGACCACGCCAGACAUGGGUGAUGAGCACGACGCCCCGACCAAUAUGGUUGUUGAUCGCGACGCCCCGUCCAACGAUGGUGAUGAGAACGACGUCCCCGACAUUCAUGCCUUUAACGAGAUAUACGAUGUCUAUCGCAAGUCGUACAAAGAAAGGAAACCCAAAAGCGAUGCCAAGUUCAUCAAGUCGCUCCUACGAAACUGUGACCCCAUCAUCGCUCAUUUGUGGCAAGAAGUGCUUCUACAAUCCUUCCCCCAUCGCGUGACGCUCGUCGAGCACGACUCGUUAUAUGCCCGCCGCCACGACGUUAUCUUCACCAAGUUCGAAACUUUCAGCUGGAAACAAUUUCAGGCGGCUCUGUACAAAAUGGAAUUGGUUGAAAUGCAACGAGCAAUAGAUGAGGUGAAGGGUACUGUUCGCACACGCAAGAGACCAGCGCCACCCACACACUUGGAAGUUCCAACGAAAAAGUUCCGAUCGGGAAGAGACACAGUCACGCAAACCUAA